Cercopithifilaria johnstoni is the source of this 468-nucleotide messenger RNA. The record is from the annotation of a GenBank genome assembly. Lineage: Eukaryota; Metazoa; Nematoda; Chromadorea; Rhabditida; Onchocercidae.
AUGGAAAAGAAUUUGAAUGAUUUAGCAAUUCGUAAAUUUCAGUUGGGAUCGGAAUUUUUAGCGUUGAAUAAAGAGAUGGAAGCUAUCCUCGACAGCUACCGUCUCAACCUAUCUAAAACGAAGUCAGUUAUAGGAUUAUCAGCAGCAAGUGCGGCAUUUAUCGACAACCGCGAUUUGGAACCAGUUGUUUGGGUUGAAAUAAACUCAAAUGGGAUGUUUUCUUUGGUACCAAAUGAUGCACCAAAUCAAGCCAGUAAGGGCUGUCAGUUUCGUCCGUUUGGUAUUCUAGAACCGCUGUGGGCAAAAGCUGCUCGACGUGAUGUUAUAAAAGCACUUCCGCUGAUUUGUGAAAUAGCUAGUACAAAAUACAGCUUGAGAAAGUUGGGUGAGGAAUAUAAUAAACUGAAAGAAUCUUUGGCUUCGGUACCUAAUACAUAUUCUGAUAAUAUCAGUCAUCAAAAAUUAUAA